Anguilla anguilla (European eel) is the source of this 1089-nucleotide messenger RNA. RefSeq names its product photoreceptor outer segment membrane glycoprotein 2-like. Bases 1 to 1089 code for a protein of 362 amino acids. Lineage: Eukaryota; Metazoa; Chordata; Actinopteri; Anguilliformes; Anguillidae. Gene Ontology annotation, cellular component: membrane. The record is from RefSeq and is a predicted model, not a curated record. The transcript has 3 exons. Gene Ontology annotation, biological process: visual perception.
AUGGCGGUCCUGAAAGUGACUUUCACCAAGACCAAGCGGGGCAAGCUGGCCCAGGCGCUCUGGCUCCUGAACUGGGUCUCCGUGGUAACGGGCUUCCUCCUCAUCAGCCUGGGCCUCUUCCUGAAGGCGGAGAUCCAGAAGCGGCGGGAGCUGAUGUCCGAGCGGGAGGUCCACGCCGUGCCGAGCGUGCUGAUCGCGGUGGGCCUGGCUACCUGCUGCAUCAACUUCCUGGGCGGGAAGAUGUGCGUGGAGGGCGCGGACGCGGCCGCCUUCCUGCGCUGGAAGCUUCUGAUGCCGCCCUACAUCGCGGGCACCUUCUGCUUCACCUUCUGCCUCCUGGCGGGGGCGCUGCUGUGCCACGCCGUGCGCGGGCAGCUGGAGGAGUCGCUGUCGCAGGGGCUGCGCGACGCCAUGCGCUACUACAAGGACACGGACGCGCCGGGCCGCUGCUUCCUCAAGCGCUCCGUCGACGUGCUCCAGAUGCAGUUCCAGUGCUGCGGCAACGCCGGCUUCCGGGACUGGUUCCAGGUCCAGUGGAUCAGCAACCGCUUCCUGGACUUGUCUCGCGCCGAGGUGAAAGACCGACUGAGGAGUAACGUGGAGGGGAAGUACCUGAUGGAUGGAGUGCCUUUCAGCUGCUGCAAUCUGAACUCCCCUCGGCCCUGCAUCCAGCACCAGAUCACCAACAACUCCGCCCACUUCAACUACGACCACCGCACUGACGAGCUCAAUUUGUGGAGACGGGGUUGUCGGCAGGCCCUGCUGGACUACUACACCCAGAUCAUGCGCUCCAUCGGCUCCAUCGUGCUCCUCAUCUGGCUCUUUGAGCUGUCUGUGCUUACCGGGGUACGCUACCUGCAGACCUCCAUGGAGAACGUCCUCCGCCAGGGGGACCCAGAGUCCGAGUCCGAUGGCUGGCUGCUGGAGAACAGCUUCGCAGAGACGGCCCGCUACAACUUCAACAUCAUCAAGAACCUGGGCAAAUGUCACCAGGGUGAUGAGGAGGAUGAUCCCAACAUCAAUGUUCCCACCUCUGCUCAAAGCAGGCCUGAAAAUGUGUCUUCCAAACAGAUGAACCUGCCUAUUUAA